Cuscuta campestris is the source of this 5689-nucleotide messenger RNA. The record is from the annotation of a GenBank genome assembly. NCBI's taxonomy places the organism in Eukaryota, Viridiplantae, Streptophyta, Magnoliopsida, Solanales, Convolvulaceae.
UAUACACAGCUCCCUUUCCCAUGGAAGCUCCCCAUUAUUUGUCUCGCCAUUUCAAAACCCUAAAUUCGCCGAGCGGAUCGAUUGAAAGCUCCAUUGAUAUCCAGCUCGACGUUUUGGUCAGGCGUUAUUCACCUGAGUUGAUGUGGGUUUAAGAAUCUAGAAGGAUUAACUAAUUAGAGCUGGGCAGUGCCUGGGUGGAUGAAUUCUGUUGCGGAUCCGUAAAGGUGGUUCGUUUUGCUAGGUUAUUGUCAGCUUCUCUAAGGGUAAGGUUGCGUAUAUCUUGACCCGCCACACCCCAACGGAGUGUUGUCGUCGCCGUUGUUGACUUUCAACAUAAGUUUGUGCUGGGAGAAACUUGAGGCAAGGAAGCUGGGUGUGCAUUUUCUCUUUCAAGAAAAUUGGGAUUUCAGAUGUGAUUAUGCAUGAAUUAGGAUUUAUACUUCUCUGCAAUUUCAGAAAAUCAGUUUUUGACAUUACUAGUAUCUCACUCAGCUGGUCUAAGUUUGUUAACUACGGGCUAAAUAUUUUGGACUUAAACGUCAUCAAUGCCUGGCAACGAAUUUGGAGAUAGACUCCACAAUUUUUUUGCACAAGAGAACUUCUCACAGGGGCAGAAUCAGGCACAGGUGUUGGAUGGGAAUUGGCAAGCUCUGAAUAAUCAUGCCUUUGGAAGCCAAAGAUCACAUAGUGUACAGGGUCCCAACACAAAAAGUUACAACUUGCAGCAGCCAGUAGAUUCUGGGAGAGGACCUGACAGUCAUCUGUUGAGUGGUCCACAUGGCAUGGAUUUCAGUCAACCCAGUCCUAGGCAUGAGGCUUCCAAGAGUCUGUUGCAGAGCCAACAGCAAAACUAUAAUGACUAUAUGUAUGGACAUCUUUAUCGGACACAGCAAGAAGGAAAAUGUCUUUCGGUGAAUACUGGUACUGGUCAACCUGAUUUAGUUUCAAUAGGCACAUCUGGGAAUGGACCACAAGGUUUGGGGCGUGAGCAUCAGACCCAUGAAAUUGUUAAGUCCAAAGCUUCUGAAUCUCAGGGUAGUUUUGAUCUUUUUGGGAGUCAACACCAAUUGAGUCGCCAUCAUCAAUCAAACAUUUCACAACCUCAGUCUGGGUUAAAUGACAUGCAACAACAUGUGGUGCUGAUGAGAAUGCAAGAACUUCAGAGACAACAGCAACAGAAUGCAAUGCAGCAGAGUAAUGUAAACCUGACCCCACUCUUUUCUAAAGCGACAUCUAGUGCCCACUCAUCUUCGUUCGUCAACGACACUAGAAGUUCAGUACCACAUAAUCCUUGGGGGGCAGCUGAAACUAGUACUGUAAAUUGGUUGCAGCGGAGUUCUCCAGCAUUUCAGGGAUCCUCCUCCAAUGGUCUCAUUUUUACUAAUCACAGUCAAGGACAACAUUUAAUGAGUUUGAAUCCUGAGCGGAGCGACCAAUCUCUUUACGGAGUUCCUGUAUCUAGUUCAAAAGCAGGUGCAACCCAAUAUCCCCAAACAAUGACAGAUAGGACACACAUCAAACAAACAAAUUCCUUUAAUAAUUCAUUCCCGGGUGAUAAUUAUUUUGCGGCUCAGGACAGGACACCCACUUCUAAGCAGAAAAUUCAAUGUGAAAAUUUAUUUGGAAAUGCUCAUGGAGAAUCUUUAAACAGUAUGAUUAAUAUGGAGAACCAUCAGCGAGAGAAUGUUAAGCAAAGAAGCAUAACUGCACAUGAAUUCCAAUUGAGGCCGCAACCUAUUUCGCUGGAGAGGACAGCAGUUAAAGCUUCAUCAAACAAUGAUGUUGCUCUUGAUCCUACUGAAGAACAAAUAUUGUUCGGUUCAGAUGAUAAUAUAUGGGCUGCCUUUGGCAAGAGCACCAAUCUGAAGGAGGAAGCCUGCAAUUCAGUUGAUGGUGCCAGUCUGCUCAAUGAGAAUCCUUCCUUUCGAGGUGGUACUUGGAGUGCUCUCAUGCAAUCCGUUGCAGAGACUUCUAGUACUGAUGUACAACCACGGGAUGCAUGGAGUGGUUUGAACUUUCACCUUACUGAAGUUCCUUCAGGGAAUCAUAAUAGUUCAACACGUAAAAACAGUGGUAAACAGCCAAAUUCAUUUGCUGAAGGAAGAGUGCCGCUUUCUUCCUCAUUGAAUUCUGAGACUGUUCACCCUUCUGAAUGUACUAAUGUGAACAAUAACAGCUAUGACAAUAUCCAAGGUUUCCAGCAGUCUGGUCAAUAUAAAUUUCCAAUCAAACAUGACCAUGGCCAACGAGCAAGUUCUUCUCAGAGACCUGUUCAACUGUCUGAGGAAGAAAGGAAGUGGCUGGAUGGGGAUUUGUUACAAAGGACUGGGAAUGUUCAUGAUGAUUUUUUGCAGCCUGGUAGACCAUCUGUUGUUAAUGCCCAUGUCAACUCAAAGAUCUUUAGUCCUGCAAUGAGUGCUGACGAAUCCAAUCCAUUUCCUUCCACCAGUUCUCAAAUUAAUUAUUGGAAGAACACAAAUGAUGUUAAGUUUAAAGGAAGUGAAGAUUUUGUGGGAUCACAGUCUAGUAUCGCCAGGAAUAACCAGAUUUUCAACUCAUUCCAGCCCUCAUCUAGAGAAGUUAAAGCUCUUGAGACCGAAAACAGAGUCAAACAAGAGAACUCCAGUGAUAGCUACCACACAUCUACUGGUAGUUUGAGGGAAAAUGCUCUGUCUGAUGUUAGUGAUUCAAAGCCUGGAAAAGAAAUGUCUACUCGAAAAUUUCAGUAUCACCCUAUGGGAAACCUGAAUGAAAAUGUAGAUACUCCGCAUGGAGUGAGAAAACAUACCAACGAACAAGCUAGGGCUCAGCAGAAUGCCCGUUUUGGCCAGUCAAUGUAUUCUUCUCAGGCUCAAAAGAGUUCUGUUGAAAUGGGAAAGAGACAGUCAUUUAGCGGUCAAAGAGAUGGCAAAGGCCCAGCUGAGGCACAACCUCAGAGCUUCUUCCUUAGCUCCGGAUCAAAUAUGUCUGCUCAUUUGAAUAGAUUCGUUGAUGUUCAGCCACCUAAUGUCGAUUCUCCAUCUAGCCCAAACAUGCUACAACUUCUACAAAAAGUGGACCAAUCCCAAGAAGUUGGUGCCACGAUGUGUCAGAAGGGACCCGAAGCAGAAAAUCUGAAUGGGUCUAUUCCACACUUGCAGCGAUGCCAUUCAUCGAUUUCUCAAGGAUAUGGUCUUCAACUUGGUCCUCCAUCCCAAAAUAUCCCCGUCAAACCCCAUUUAGUAUCGUCUCAGAGUUCUUUGCAACCCAUUAAUUCCUCAUCUGUGAGUCAUUCUACCAUUGAAAAUGGUGAAAACAGUCAAGCACAGGUGGCUCCUCCAUCUGAGGUUCAUUCUUUGCCUUAUUCUCGUGGUACAGUCCAAGGGGAUUUAAUAAAUAAUAGAUCUGCUGUCCUAGGGAGUGGGACAAAUGAAGUUGCACUUAAUACGAUGUGUGGAAGAGCUUCAUCAGCAUUUAGUUCUGGUUAUAUAUACCCAAGAAGUGCGCUUGAGAAUCAAGAGAUGGAUACAGGAAAAACAUUGGCAAAUCAGUCCAUUAAUAGUUCUCUCAAACAUGCACCACAUUUUACAAAGAAAGAUGGAUGUCAAGUGGAAUCUUCCCAUGGCAGGUCAGCUAGAAUAUUCUCACACGAUGGGAUUGGCACCAGUCAAUGUGCCAACUUAGCUACGUUUACAAACACUGCUAAGCCAACUAGUUUCAGUGAAGGGGUCUCAACACCUCAAAAGCCCUGUUCAGAAGUACAGAACACUGUGCUGGUCAACUCUCAGGCACAACAACACCCAUCUUCUCCCCAGUCUCGAAAGGAGUUGUUGCAACUUCCUUGCUCACAAGAAUUGAAUAUUGUGGAAUCGUUAUCUUCUGCUCUAGACAGUCUGGGGGAGGAUCAAGAUGUAAAAAAAGGAAGGACUUUUUUGUCCAAAGUCGGUUCAAAUCCUGAAAAAAUGUUGAGUGCUGUUCAGGGAGAAAUAAAAUCAGUGAAGCCACUAGAUGUAUCUACUCUGAUGAAUUCAACAGCAUCAGUGCAUAGAGAUAUUGAAGCCUUUGGUCAGUCUCUGAAACCAAAUAAAUUUUCACAUCAUAAUUACUCUUUACUAAAUCAAAUGUGGGCCACGAAAAACAUUGAGACUGGACAAAGCAAUAUGAUGCUGAAAAGAAUGAGAACACCAGAUGGUCAACAGAUAUCUCAUGCAUCGCCCCAGUCAGCAGAUUCUUCUGGAGUAUUAAGCAUGUCUGGGUCAGAGAAUAAUUUGGAAAGAAACGGGACCGAUCAUCAAGGAACUGUUUCUGCUGAGGAUUUGUCUGUUAAACAAGAGCAGCACACACAGUUUCCACAGCCUUGGUUUGAUCGGUAUGGAACCUGUAAAAACGGGCAGUCAUUGGCUGUACAUAAGGCACAGAGAGCUGCUGAGGUGCAAGCUACUGAAUCGCCUCUCACCAUUGAGAAGACUUACAAUAGUUUGUAUGCAAAUAAGUCUAUGGAUAGAAUCCAACAUGUUAAUGUCGGGGAAAGCUUGCUCCUAACAUCUGCUCCUGUUGAGAAUGCUUCUUCUUCACAAUCUUUGUCAGUGAAUAUCACGAUUGAUCAGCAGCAUUCAGUACCAAGACCCAAGAAGCGCACGCGUGUUACGGCAGAUCUGGUUCCUUGGUACAAAGAAGUUUCCGAAGAGUUGCAGAAUCGUAAGAGUAUCAGUGGCGGUGCUUUAGAAAGAGAUUGGGCAAAAGAAACAAACCGGAUUACUGAAAAGGCUGUUAAAGAAAGUCGUUUGGGGGAUGGAACACCAGAGCAUAAAGCUAGAAGAAGGCUUUUCGUGACCACCCAUCUUAUGCAGCAAUUGUUUCACCCUCCACCAGCAUCAUUUCUUUUAGCAGAUUCAAAAUCAGAGUUUGAGAAUGUGGCCUACUUGGUUUCCAAAAUGGCAUUGGGCAGUGCAUGUGGUCUAGUAUCUUGCUUUAUUGGGUACACCAGUACGGACAGGGCAGAUGGUGAUGACAAAGAGCUGCCCUUCGACAAAUGCAGUAGGGAUCAGUACUUCUCAAAAAUUGUGGAAGAAUUUGAAAUGAGAAAGAGGAAGCUAGAGGACCAGUUGUUGAAGGUGGAGAGCGGCGAGUCGGUGUUAAAUUUGGCAGUGCACAGCCUGGAUCUGGAGAAGUUCUCAAUGAUCAACCGGUUUGCGAUGUUCCAUUGCCGGUUACACAAUGCCUCAUCUUCUUCGUCUGAAGCAGCAGCAGCUGCACUCAUUUAUAAAGCUGUGCCGCAUAGAUAUGUGACUGCAGUUCCAAUCCCCGAAGAUCUUCCAACUGAGGUUAAAUGUCUUUCACUAUGAUGAUGAUAGAAUGUGCAUAUACGUACGUAUUUUCGCCCCAUGUUAUGGUUCUUGAAGUCACUUUUGGCCAUUGGAAAAAUAAAACAGUCAGAGUCACGGAAUUACAUUGAGGAGGGGGGCGGGUGGGGGCUCGGUUGUUAGUAAUGCUCAACAUAGGCUUUUGAGCUUUUUCUCUUUUAGGCCAUUGGGAGUUAUCGUUGUUGUAAUUGAGACGACAGAAAUGCGGUAGUCCAUAUGUAUAAUUCUUUGAAAUGCUAUAAUGUUUGCCCCCUCUUUUUUUUUUCUUCUUCUCUUCAACAAGAAAUUGUGUAGAGUUAAUAUGAGUGUCAAAUUGAGUAUAAUGGAGUACUCUUUAACCCUCUUAU